Messenger RNA from Symbiodinium sp. CCMP2592, 2082 nucleotides. NCBI's taxonomy places the organism in Eukaryota, Dinophyceae, Suessiales, Symbiodiniaceae. The record is from the annotation of a GenBank genome assembly.
AUGUGGCAAUUGCCGCGCUCGCUUUGGGCGGGUCUUGGCAAGGCCAAGCUGGCGCCGUCUGCAACGACCCGGGCCGUGGCAGCUUUGUCCUGCCGUGGGCUGUGCAACAGGUUCGGCGCUGCAUCCAGGCUGAAGCCGCUUGCUGCGACUGCGGUGCUGAGCCUGCCACUGGCCGGCAGGCGCUCACUUUCAACAGAGGAGGCGCCUUGGACCACAACUGCCUCCGGCCUUCAGUAUCGUGACCUUGUCGUCGGGGAAGGCGAAGCUCCGGUCAAGGGACAAAAAGUAAAAGUGCAUUACACAGGUAAGCUGGAGAACGGGCAGGUGUUUGACUCAUCCAUUCCAAGGGGCGAGCCCUUGGACUUCAAUGUCGGCAAGGGUCAGGUAAUUGCUGGCUGGGAUGAAGGUAUCCUGACGAUGAGGGUGGGUGGCAAGAGGGAGCUGAAGAUUCCACCAAAGCUUGGCUAUGGAAGUCGAGGCAUAGGCCCAAUCCCAGGCAACGCCACGCUCUUCUUCGAGUGCGAGCUCGUGCGAUUGAAGGCCUUGCACGUGCAGCGGAAUGGACAGGCUGGAAUCGUCGAGGAUUAUGUGCGGACGAAGCAGCGCUGGCGAGUGCGCCUGCUGAUUAGUGGAAAGUCGCACGACUUCAAAGCAGAAAACCUGGAGAUUGAGGAGCCGGCAGACCGGCCGCCGCCUACAGACUGGGUUGGCCCUGACCUUGAGGACUUGGAGGUCCAACCAAAGGUUGCUUACAAGGAGAUUGCGGAAGAGCCGUUGAAGCUCACAGCCUUGGCUGCAGGCUGCAAAGUAAUGCUUCACGGUCUCAAGGCAGCCCCAGAGUUGAAUGGCCACAGGGGCGAGGUGGAAUCUUUCGUCUCGGAGUCUUCGCGUUGGCGGGUGAAGCUUUUGGGCGGCAGCAUCAAGGACCUGAAACCCGAGAAUCUCCGGCCCUUGUCCGCCAGUGAGCUAGACGCGUCCACCGCUUUGUCCGAGCUCGAUGCGCUGGAAGCCGAUCUCGGGAUCGAUUUCGCCGCGGCGCCCGGAGAUGCUUGCGGGCCCGAUGGAAGGUUCGUUAUUGAAGACAAGCUGGGGGAAGGCACCUUCUCAACGGUGUUCCGAUGUCGGGACACCUGCGCUGACAACGCAAAGUACGCAGUGAAAUUCACCAGGUCGAACGAGCAAACCCGCAGGGCCUUGGAGCGUGAGAUCAAGAUCAUGGGCCAAUUGAUCGCCAAGGUGGGCGAACGGGACCCUGAAGGCAUGCGGGCCAUCUUGACGUUAGCCUUCUUCGAGGGCUUCAAGCACAAGGGUCGCUUGGCCGCCGUCUUCGAGCUCAUGAAGUGCAACUUGCGGACCGCCCUGGCCAAAUAUGGUGCAGGCAAGGGACUGCCCCUCUUGCCCACCGUCCGGGACUUCGGCCGGCAGCUGUUCCUGGCUUUGCGAGUGUUGAGACGUGCUGGUUUGAUUCACUGCGACGUGAAGCCUGAAAAUCUGCUACUUGGCGGUGACAACGCCACAAUCAAGCUGAGUGAUUUCGGAAGCUGCCAGGGCGUGGCAGAGCUCUUGAAGUCCGAUCAGCUCAUGCCACGAAACUACCGUGCCCCGGAGAUCAUCGUUGGGCUGGACUACGACUAUUCGGUGGAUGUUUGGAGUGCUGGCGCCACAUUGUUUGAGCUUGCUACCGACUCGGUGCUAUUCCAGGGUGAGACGAACAACGACAUGCUUCACGCGAUGUUCAAAGUGUGCGGAUCAUGCACGAAGUCCUUCGCAAUGGGCGGGACCUACACCCAGAAUCAUUUCAGCGCCAGCGGCGAGUUCCUGAAUGCCAAAGGUGAUGUGGCAAUCAACUCAGCAAACCCUCGUGUGGUACCGCUGGAUGCUUUUGACCCUCCGAGUCGUCCGCUGCAGUUCCUGCUGGAGGAUGUGCUCAAGCGACCGCCCAAGGGCGUGACUGCAAGCCGACACGAAGGCCUGGUGAGCCAUUUCUCAGACCUGCUCAGCUCGUGCCUGCGCGUAGCUCCAGAAGCGAGAUUGACAGCUGAGUCAGCAUUGGACCACAAGUUCUUCCAAAAGGGAGCAUAG